UCGAAAAAUCAGAAUUCUCCGAUCGACAAUGGCCGUCGAAUUUGGUGGCGCCGGUGGCGGCGGAGUUACGCUAUCGGAGAUGUACCAGAACUCCAGGAAGCUUCUCAUCAGGACAAGAGACGGCCUCGAACGCCUCGAACGUCUUGAGUACUCUUCUUCCACUUCCACUGCCAUCGAUUCCCCUGACCUCUCUUUCUCCGUCAAGAAAGACAUCGCUCAGAUCCAGUCACUCUGCCUCGAUAUGGACCGUCUAUGGCGCUCCGUUGCUGCUAAGUCCCAGCGCGAUCUCUGGAAAAGAAAGGUUGAACAAGUAGCAGAGGAGGCUGAGUCUUUGAAGCAAAGUUUGGACAAGUAUUUUCUAAGAACUCAGAAGAGAAUAAAUGAAGCUAAAGAGAGGGCAGAGUUGAUUGGAAGAGCUAAUGGUGAGUCUUCUCAUGUUUUGAGAAUUUUUGAUGAGGAAGCACAAGCAAUGCAGUCAUGUGAUGGUGGUGGAGGUGUGGUUGUUGUGGUGGUAUGA
Molecule: messenger RNA, 517 nt
Organism: Cannabis sativa
Lineage: Eukaryota; Viridiplantae; Streptophyta; Magnoliopsida; Rosales; Cannabaceae
Product: membrin-11-like
Exons: 4
Coding region: 29-517 (162 amino acids)
Biological process (GO): vesicle-mediated transport; vesicle fusion
Cellular component (GO): late endosome membrane; endoplasmic reticulum membrane; ER to Golgi transport vesicle membrane
Molecular function (GO): SNAP receptor activity; SNARE binding
Source: RefSeq, a predicted model, not a curated record